This is a messenger RNA of Tachysurus vachellii, 2042 nucleotides long. RefSeq names its product progesterone receptor membrane component 2 (gene pgrmc2). The transcript has 3 exons. The record is from RefSeq and is a predicted model, not a curated record. NCBI's taxonomy places the organism in Eukaryota, Metazoa, Chordata, Actinopteri, Siluriformes, Bagridae. The coding region runs from base 28 to 630 and encodes 200 amino acids. Gene Ontology annotation, cellular component: endomembrane system; membrane.
CGUGUGGGUAAGACGCUAACGUGCAGUAUGGCGGACGAUGGGGACGGUAGGAGCGGAGUAGCUGACACAAGUGACGGCCAGGGGACAACAACAGAGGUGUUGGAUUCAGGGCUCGGUCUCGGCGGCAUGCUUCUCAACUUCGCCUUGUUAAUUUUGUUCUUGGCGGCUUGCUACUGCGUUUACCGACGGUGGUUCAGGAGGUCAGGCGCCGACGCGGGCCGAGGAGACGAGGCCUCGGCUUUGCCCAAGAUGGGCAGGCGGGACUUCACUCUGGAUCAGCUGCGGGAGUACGACGGCGUCCAGAACCCUCGCAUUCUCAUGGCCGUCAACAUGAAAGUCUUCGACGUGACGAGCGGCAAAAAGUUUUAUGGACGCGAGGGACCAUAUGGGAUUUUUGCCGGUCGGGACGCCUCUCGUGGUUUGGCUACGUUUUGUUUGGAGAAAGAUGCACUACGAGACGAAUACGACGAUCUGUCAGAUCUCAAUGCUGUUCAGAUGGAGAGCGUCAGAGAAUGGGAAAUGCAGUUUAUGGAGAAAUACGACUAUGUCGGUCGCCUGUUGAAGCCUGGUGAUGAACCAUCGGAAUACACAGACGAGGAGGACAUAAAGGACCACCUGAAACACGACUGAUGUGACCAAAGCCUGAGACUUAGACUGCUAGCGUCCAGCCAAUUUGUCCCUUGUAGCCCAAACAUUACUCUUUAGCCCAACUGCUCUAAACUAUUGGACAACGACUAGUGUAUUGGAGUAGGUUUCACAGAUUAUGCAUCUCUUCUCCAGUCUUACAACCCCAGGCAGGAGUGUCUGUACGCUGACAGCAGAAAAUGUUCAGCAGCAACAACUGUGCUACAAAAUGGACGGCUCAGAUGUAGGUCUGUUUGGUAACUUCCAGAUUGGAGCAUUAAAUCUAAACCAUUCUUGCCUCAAGGUGUCCCUUUAUACCUGCUACAAAUUCCUGUGGUUGUUCCUCCUCGCCUUCAUUCAUGCCAUGCUGUGUGUAUACAUUUUUGUUUUUCCCAGCUGCAGCACACCUGCUUCAACUCGUCAGCCAAAUAUUAAGCCCAUUUUGAGCUGAGUACGGUGUGGUCAAGAAGGGAAAAUCAAAAACAUUUGAAUUACCCAGGAUUACUAUUUAGUAAGACCAUUUUGCUUUUUGCUUCUUUUCCUUCAGUGUCCCUGUCUGCCUUUGUCUGUGCUCCAUCACAGUCCAUCCAAAUCUACUGUCUUGGAAAAAGGUAUUAGUUACCCCUGUGUGUUUUCCCCUCUCUUCCUGGUCUCCUGUUCACCUCUUUAAAUUUGCUCUGUAUGCUUUAAGCACUUAGCCCUGUAUGUUUAAGGAGUUCUAGGUCUUAAAAAAAAAAAAAAAUCCUGCACAUGUGUGUAUUUAUGAUCUGGUGAUGGACUGUUAAUGUGAAAAGAUGUUAAAAUGUAUGAAACACUGAAAUCCCACUUUUUUAAUUCAAUUCUGUUGAUGGAAAGCCUUACACUAAUGGAAUGGUCUGAAAGAGGGGGGUGAAGUGGUGCGAUCCAAAACUGGAUCACAAAAGCUGCACUAUUUUUGUUUUUUUAUUUUUCUUCGUUUUAAAUCAAAUGCGAAUCGAGGUGUCAUACGAUUCGAUGGUCAGGCGUUAAUACCAGUUAGCCAAUCUGAAAUGGGAGUUGUGGGGGUGUGUUUUUUUUUUUUGUUUGUUUGUUUGUUUUUUUGUUUUUUUUUCCUGCAUUACAAAUUUUGUUUUCCUUUUGUUUUUGGCAUGGUAUGCACUUAUGGUGCCACAGCUUAAUCACAGUGUGAUUGUAUGCAUUUUGUUCAGGUGAGUGAUGAGGGGAAAUAUUUUGGGGAGUAGAGUUUUUUUUUUUUUUUAAAAUAAAAAUGCAAAGGGAAAAUCAGAUUUCGAUCACUUAAAUUCUUUUGAAUGUCAGUUUAUCGGUCAAUCCUGUUCCCCUUCAACCCGACUCCUUAACAGAAACAGUGCGAGUAGAAAUUGUGCCUUAUUAUUUAUUUAUUAUUUUUCUCCUCAAAAACAGUUUAACGGCAAAAAGAA